Molecule: messenger RNA, 2277 nt
Organism: Monomorium pharaonis (pharaoh ant)
Lineage: Eukaryota; Metazoa; Arthropoda; Insecta; Hymenoptera; Formicidae
Exons: 7
Source: RefSeq, a predicted model, not a curated record
AUGCACGCGAAUAAAAACUAUGUUGAUACAAUUACCGAGGUAACGACGGCUGUAUCGGCCGCUUUGGAGGUUAGCUGCAAAAUAAAGGUAUUGGCGGGCGGCGCCGACAACGGUGGUCAUAGAAAUGUUGCGAAUGCAACCCCCACGGCUAAUGUACAAGAAGAAUCGGCAACGGCCGUUCAAUUACCAAAACUAAACUUGCUUCAUUUUCAGGUAGCUAUGAAGAGUGGCAAUGCUGCAGAGGUUAUAAGUUCAAUAGAAUUGUCCAACCAAAACUACGACAUAGCGUGGGAUCUCCUCAAGGAACGCUACAAUAACGUUAAAGUCUUAGUUCAAGCGCACAUCCAGGCUAUUUUUGAAUUGCCCACAAUGGUGAAAGAGAACGCGAACGAUCUGCGUCAAAUAGCAGAUGGUACGGCUCGACAUAUUCGUGCAUUGAAAGCUCUCAAGCGUCCAGCGGACACGUGGGACGACUUGAUUAUUUACAUAUUAAGUUCCAAGUUGAACUCAGGAACAGCGCGCCAAUGGCGAACGUCGCUCAAGGAAAGGGAAAUACCCACACUGAAACAAUUUAUGGCCUUCUUGCAUCACAGAUGUGAAGUGCUUGAAGCGCCUGUCAAGCCAGUUGGAGGCACGUCGACUCAGGGUCGCAUAAAUAUUAAAAGGCAGGGCACGCAUGCUGCCACAGUUAAGUCGCAGUGUAAUUAUUGCAAGGAAGAUCACUUAAUCUAUUACUGUGCGGAUUUUCUCAAAUUAACAAUUCCUGAGCGCAUAUCCAAGGCACGUAAGUUAAAAUUAUGUCUCAAUUGCUUGCGUUCGACAAAUCAUUCUGCCCCAACAUGCAAAUCGGGCCAUUGCAAGUUCUGCAGUGAGCGGCACAACUCGUUGCUCCAUUUAAAGGCAAAAGAAACCAACAAUUCUCAAUCUUCAAAUACGGCUUUAGAGCCGUCUCAGGUCGAGGCUAUCACUAAUUCUGUUACUACUUGCACGUCAACUUCGUGUAGCAGGAUCACGUUAUUAUCCACCGCAGUAGUGGACGUCUUGGAUCGAUACGGAUGCGGGCAGAGAUGCAGAACGUUACUAGAUAACGGAUCCCAAGCAAAUCUUAUAUCAAGCUCCUUUGUAAAAAAUUUACAACUUCCCACUCAGACAACAGACAUAGUCGUAUCGGGAAUUAAUGAUAAAAUAACAGAAAGGCUCCCAUCUCGAUCAAUAGACAAAUCCAAACUACAAGUACCCAGCCACAUAAGGUUAGCUGAUCCUAACUUUCAUGUUUCAGAUGAUGUUGAUUUGUUACUAGGAGUCGAAGUAUUCUGGGAAUUAGUCUGCCCGAAUCAAAUUAAGAUAUCACCCGGCCACCCAAUACUUCAACAAACUAAACUCGGGUGGAUCCUGGCAGGUGGAUUCACCACUAACAAAUUGUCAAAUCAACUCAGCCAGUUCUGGCGCAUUGAGGAACCUCCGCAUCUAUCCGAUCCUUUUACCAUAGAGGAAAUGGAAUGCGAACAUCAUUUUACUCAGAACGUAACGCGCAAUCCUGAAGGACGAAUAGUCGUGAAGCUACCUAUCAAGGACAAUAAACGUGAUUACGCCCAAUUUAUGCACGAGUACGUGCAAUUAGGUCACAUGACACCCAUCGAAACCGAGGAACCCGCGAACACUGAAUUGCCGGUUUUCUAUUUACCGCACCAUUGCGUGAUUAAGCCUGACAGCAGUAGCACCAAAUUGAGGGUCGUGUUCGAUGGUUCAUGCAAAGGUCCCACAGGAAUCUCACUCAACAAUGCCCUGAGAGUCGGGCCUCUUCCCAAUGCAUGUUACACGUACGAUUUUUACGUCGAUGACGUGCUAACGGGUGGCACGUCAAUUGACGAAUGCAUAAGAUUAAGGACGAGCUCAUUCAACUUCUUGGGAAAGGAGGAUUCCACCUCGCAAAGUGGGCCUCCAAUAACUGCCGCAUUCUUUCUGGGCUGCAUGACAACAAUGGAAUCUAACUUGUCUCUUGACAAAACGCUCAACUGCAAGAUACUCGGAACACUCUGGAAUCCUUCGACUGAUUCAUUGCGGUAUAAUGCUCAAGAUACUGGCAAUCAUAAAUCUCUUACUAAACGUGAGUUGCUAUCAGAGAUAGCCAAGGUGUUUGAUCCUCUUGGGUUGAUUGGCCCUGUAAUAAUCAUUCCAAAAUUGCUGAUGCAGGAGCUAUGGCAACAAAAUCUACAGUGGGACGACCCGUUUUCCCAUCUAUUCUGUCGAAAUGUCAGUCAAUUCAAGUCAGAAUUA